Molecule: messenger RNA, 3775 nt
Organism: Eupeodes corollae
Lineage: Eukaryota; Metazoa; Arthropoda; Insecta; Diptera; Syrphidae
Product: cilia- and flagella-associated protein 61-like
Exons: 18
Coding region: 131-3655 (1174 amino acids)
Source: RefSeq, a predicted model, not a curated record
UCUGAACUCCACUUAGGGAUGUAAUAAAAAAUCAACUAUACUUUUCAAAACAAAUCAUUUUCAAUCAAAAAUACAAAUGCAAAGUUAAUCAUUCAAAAGUCAACAACACAAGUUAAAAAAAAAAGGAAUAAUGUCAAAAUCUUCCACCACGCAAUUUGAAGAUACCAAAAUGACAGUCCGCGAUGCAAGUUAUGAGGACAUGAAAUUUAUAAGAAAAAAGCUUCGAAUCUGCACAUUAGAGUUCUUCGGAAAUCAAGAUAUGAAGCUUGAAUUUAGAAGUUCAAAUUAUUCUUUGGUCGUUGAACAGGAAUCCAGGAAAUUGCUUGCUUAUGCGAAUAUUGGAAGCUCGCCGAAUUUAAGUGCACUUCCGAAAGAAAGUUGGUUGGAAUGGAUACACUUUUAUUUUGGAUUAAAAUACAUAACUUAUGGAAAUACACUUUUUAUGACAUUCUUAGUCAUUGAUGAUGCGAGUUUACUUUUUCAAAUAUAUGAAGAGGUGUUUCUUCGAGAACCAAAAAUUAAAUACAUAUGCACUGUUGCACCACCAAUUGAUUCUAUUUACGAAGAGAUUUUUUCCACCUACAAUGAACGAAUAUUUUCGUUGGAUAGAUCAAUAAAUAGACUAAAUCAAUCGAUUUUUGUUUGUAAAAAAUACGACGUUAUCCCCAAAAUGAAUUUCCGCCUUGCUUUGAUUGAAGAUAAUGAUAAGUUAGUGCAAAUAAUUGAUCAAACAUUCAAAUUUGUUCGAGAAGAUUUAGGGGAUUAUUAUGUUGCUGAACAAGUUUUGCGUGACGAUCCAAGUGAAAUCAUCAUUAUGUCACUGAUUUCGAAACAUCCAGUUGGAAUGAUUUGGUUGAAUUCACAUAUUAACCAAAAGAUAUUAGUAGAUAAUUUUGAAAUUGCUGCUUUUGGUAACUUUCUUAAGUCCAAUGAUCCAAAUAUCAAUGAAAUGGGAUCAGGAAGUGCAAUAGAUCUUGUUCAGAAGCGAUCAGAUGAAUUUAUUGGUAAAUUUGAAGAUAAUGAAAUUACAAAUGAAAGUAGAAUUUCAGCAAAGUAUCCAACGAGCCUGAACAACCUAUUUAUUGAUACGAGCUCAAGCGAUUCCGAACCUGAACCAUAUCAAUCUGAAGACAAAUUUCCACAAAAUAUAUUUAGAAAAUGGAGCCACAUAAGUAGAAAGUUUGAACCUCAUCUUACUGAAGAAUCCAAAAAAAGUAUUAUUAUACCAAAAUCAUCAGAAUCUAUCAAUGCAUUUGCCAUUCAGUUAUUUGGAUUUUGUACUGGAAUAGAUCCUCGCAGAGUUUUUGACCUUGUAGCAUCCUCCUUUUCUUCUUACCCAGACCACGAGUAUUGCAUAUUAUCACUUUCAUCAACUGACGCGUCUUCAAAUUCCACAUAUGGACCACUUUUAAAAUAUUUUUCACGUGUAAUUCCACGAGUGGGGUCCAAAAUCUCCGAUUGCCUCUACGUUUCACAUAGAAAAUCAUUUCAUUCUGAAAUCGAAUUAUCGGUCUUGACCAAUAAAGAUAUUUCCGAUGUGGAGGCUAUGUUAUACCACCCAACAUUUGAAAGAAACGAUAUGGUGAAUAUUUUGCAAUCAAUUGAGGAAUACUUGGCCAAUAGGUGGUCCACGUAUGAAAUGCUUAUAAUACGCUGUAGUGGAUGCGCUAUUGGUUUCAUUGUUUUAAGACAAAACUGCAGUUUAUGUGAAUUUGAAACAAAUUAUGAAUUAAUUGAUAAUGAAGAACUUUUCCCAGAAUGGCAUUCAGGAGAAUUGAAAUAUUUGUACUUGCAUCCUGCUUUUAUUUGGGAAUGGAUACAUGUAACUCGCGAAAUAUUCCGACUGACAGGAUACAUUUCAAUGUUUUAUAAACUUAGAAAAGAGCCCAACCACACAAUAUUAAAUAGCUUUCUUUUGAACAUGUUUCCAGUAUUUCCUAGAAAACAGCUUAACAAAUCCCCUGUAGAUCCAUAUGCUCUCUAUUACAUAAAUACUAAAUUGUGUCACAAAGUUAGGAUACAAAGUGAAAACAAAAUUGUCAUCGUGGGAUUCAAUGAAGUUUCCAAAGGAUUCCUAAGAACUCUACUCUUCUCUACAAGCUCGAAACAAAUAAAAUGUCCCAAUGUAACGGUUAUAACUGAAUGCAAUGGAUUUAUUGAAGCGGAACAUGAUACAAACUUUUUUAAGGAGCAACAGUCUUUAUUCUUUGAAGCUAAUGACCAAUUCUCCGCGAAUUUCUUAAGAAAAUUAGAAUUCAGGACUUGGGUGAAGUUUUUGGCUGGAGAGCUAAGGAAAAUUGAUGGAAAAAGAGUAACUUUGGAAAAUGGAACUGUGUUAAGAUAUGAUAGGCUCUUGCUCACGUCUUCUUCAAGAUAUAAUUCACCAAAGACACUCCAAUUUAUGCCACGACCUUUAAACUAUAUAGAAAUCAAUAACCGUUUGGAUAUGAUAAUAUUCUAUGAUAAGAUGCAAGUCUUGUUAGCAAUGGACUCAACAGACCUUCCCAUUUUAAUUUACGGCUCCGCCGCAAUAACUCAUUCGUGUGUUAGUUCUUUGAUUGACCUGGGAAUAAAACCAACGCUAAUUAGUAUAGUUAUACCAGCCAAUGAAGACAUUGAUUUUCCCGAAGCAUUGGACGAUGAGUAUGUGACUAAGUGGAUAAGUAUGAAAGAGAAAGAAAUUGGAGUACGAAUUUAUCAAAACUUUAAUUUCGUCGACUGGAGCUUACAUCGAAAUGAAGAAGCAAUUAAAAGUGUUCUGUUUGAGUCUGAUUCGGAUGGGAAAUUUUCCUUAGAAUGCUUAGCCUUUAUAAGCUUCUGUACAAAAAUGUUUGCUGAAAACCCAUAUCAGUCCUUAAAUAAAAAAUUCGAAUUCUUCAAUAACACAAUGCUUAUAAAUGAAAACUCAAAGACAAAUAUCCCGUUUGUUUACGCUUGUGGUCCAGCAACCCAAUACCGUGACGUAUCACCUGAUAGUCAAUAUCAACAAAAAUACUUAAAUCAAAUUGAAGUUGGAAAUAAACUAGCAAUGAGUUUUAUCGAAAAAAUACUUACUGGCUUGGAAUCAAAUAUUAUAAAAGCUAAGUUUGUCAAACCAAUUUUUCGGCAAUAUCAACUCAUAGGAGGCUUUAUUUACGGAGGUUUAAGGAAACCUGGUCGAUAUUUUUCAAGAGAAACCAGAAAAAAUCUUCCUGACAUCGGUAAAGAUUUAAUUACUGCAAGUAGAGAAGAGUAUUGUCGGCUAUAUCUUGAUCACAAUGGUUUUGUUUCUGAAAUAAGUUGCAUUACCAGAAAGCACAAGAACCUCGAGUUUCUUAAAAGACUUUUUGGCUUACAUGAAACAUACUUCAACAAUUUGAGAUUAAAGUGCGAAUGCGGAGAAAUCGAAGAUUUACUGGAUUACUUUUAUCAGAACACAUUUUCAGCAAUAUUACACAACCAGUUUAAAUUGUUUAGGCAAACAAUGCGAACUAAAAAUCUCGAAUGUUUGAACAAAUUCCAACGUGAUGUUGAAAAGGUUAAUAAAGUGGAUGUGAUUGAGUUUUUAAAAGCAAAGAAUAUGGAUGAAGUAAUCCAGAAUGAUUUGAUCGAAUUUAUAAAGAAACAUUCUAAGCUCCUACAUCAAAACUACGCACUUCCAAAUGACUUUCCGUAAAAUAAUUGUGCUUGUAUAAUGUAAUUUAAUACAUGUUUUUUUUUCAUUUGUAACUUCUUUUAUUUCAAUUUUAAUAAACUGCUUGUAAACAAUUACUUCUAAAUAAAAAAACUUGGUGUC